GCCACGCUCGUUCCCUUGGUUUCCAGGCUCCCCACCGACUAAAAACGUCUAUUUCGCCAACAACCCCCCCGUGGGGUACCGGCGGAACGGGUGGAGGCCGAGGUGGUUACAGGGAGGGUGUGGGGGAUGAAUGAAUGGCCGCUGUUGGCUGGGCGGGGCGAGAUUGCUGACCCCGCCCCCUGGGCUCUCUUAUAUUACACACACGAGGCCGGUGCUGUGAAUAUGGCGCUGAGGACGUUGUGAGACAGGCAUCUCCAGGACCAACCCACCCACCGAGAGACGCUACCGAGAGACCCACAGUGAAUGAAGAGUCUGCCUGCUUCUCUGUUUUCUUCAUCAUGGAAUUUUUCUCAACUCUAACCCACCAGAGCCAAAGGAACUCUAGAAAGUCAAUUUCCAUACGCAGUAAAUAGCAAAGACUUUAGUCCGAGACUCUCGGCUCUACUCAGUUUACUGCAUAUUUAAUUUUUAUAAUAAUUUAUUGAAUUUAUUUUCAUACCUCACUUUUUCUGUUUACAUAUUAAGUAUUUUAUUAGAUUUUUUUAUUAUUUGAUCAUUGAGCCAAAAGUAAAUAUGGAAUCAACAACAAUUUUUAGUGUCGUUACCAGUGCCGUUAGCACCCAUGUUGGGGUUGUGAUGUCUGACUACCUUUGGUUGCUUGUGUUGGGCUUUGUCAUAGCCUUUGUGCUGGCUUUCUCGGUUGGUGCCAAUGAUGUAGCAAACUCCUUUGGCACGGCUGUAGGCUCUGGUGUGGUAACCCUUCGGCAAGCUUGUAUCCUGGCAUCCAUCUUUGAAACCGUGGGCUCUGUUUUAUUGGGCGCAAAAGUAAGCGAAACCAUCCGCAAAGGGCUGAUUGACGUCAACAUGUACAAUAACACACAGAACCUGCUAAUGGCUGGAUCCGUCAGUUCUAUGUUUGGUUCUGCUGUGUGGCAGCUUGCUGCUUCUUUCUUAAAGCUACCAAUCUCUGGAACGCACUGCAUUGUAGGAGCCACCAUUGGCUUCUCUCUGGUGGCUAAAGGACAAGAAGGCGUUAAGUGGUCUGAGCUGCUUCGUAUUGUGUUGUCCUGGUUCAUUUCUCCGCUGCUAUCUGGAAUCAUGUCUGCUCUUCUUUUCUUCCUUGUGAGAAUGUUCAUCCUGCGCAAGGCUGACCCUGUACCCAAUGGACUGCGAGCUCUGCCUGUCUUCUAUGCCUGCACAAUUGGAAUAAACCUGUUCUCCAUCAUGUAUUCAGGCGCUCCACUUCUUGGAUUUGACAAAGUUCCUCUGUGGGGCAUCGUUCUCAUCUCUGUGGGAUGUGCUGUAAUUUGUGCUGUGAUAGUCUGGUUCGUCAUUUGUCCCAGGAUGAAGAAGAAAAUAGAACGUGAAAUCAAGUCCAGCCCCUCAGAAUCUCCACUGAUGGAAAAGAACAGAGAUCACAGCCAUAUCUUAAAACCAGAUCAAGAGGUGAAGCUGCCACUUGGCAGCGGUAUCGCAGCACAGACUAAGGUGCCCAUUAUAGACAUGGUGUCUGUGCCUAUACCCUCCCGGGCAGUAGAGGAACGUACUGUGACCUUCAAGAUGGGUGAUGGAGAUGAUGUGUCAGAUAGAGAGAAGAGUCAAAGUAUGGAGACCAACAUUGACCAGCCAAACAGUGGAUCCGUACAGUUGCCAAAUGGAAACCACGUUCAGUUCAACCAAGCUGUUAGUAAUCAAAUGAAUUCUAGUGGUCAGUAUCAGUACCACACGGUGCACAAAGAUUCAGGCCUGUACAAAGAGCUGCUACACAAAUUGCAUUUGGCCAAAGUAGGAGAUUGUAUGGGAGACUCGGGUGAGAAGCCUCUGCGCCGCAACAACAGUUACACCUCAUACACCAUGGCAAUCUGCGGCAUGCCACUGGACUCCUUCCGAAACCGCGAGGUCGAGGCACGCCCUGAAGAAGCUGAGAAGUUGACUUGGCAUGCAGCAGAUGGGAAGAAGAGGGCUCGCAUGGACAGCUACACCAGUUAUUGCAAUGCUGUGGCAGAUACGCAUCAGGAUGUUGGAGAACAUGAGGAAGGCAAUACCGAGGAAGAAGUGAUAGACAGGAAGAGUAGCAACUCUUCGUUAGAAGAAUGGCAUGACCAGGAUAAGCCUGAGGUGUCCCUUCUCUUCCAGUUCCUGCAGAUCCUCACUGCCUGUUUUGGCUCCUUUGCUCAUGGUGGAAAUGAUGUCAGCAAUGCUAUUGGACCACUGGUUGCCUUGUGGCUGGUUUAUGAAACUGGAGAUGUGACCAGCAAAGCUGCUACCCCUAUUUGGCUGCUCCUGUAUGGAGGCAUCGGUAUCUGCAUUGGCUUGUGGGUUUUGGGACGUAGGGUCAUCCAGACUAUGGGCAAAGAUCUAACUCCUAUUACACCAUCAAGUGGUUUCAGCAUUGAGUUGGCAUCUGCUCUAACUGUUGUGAUUGCAUCUAAUGUUGGUCUGCCGAUCAGUACUACACAUUGCAAGGUUGGUUCUGUGGUGUCGGUGGGAUGGCUGCGUUCUAAGAAAGCUGUGGACUGGCGCCUGUUCAGAAAUAUCUUCUUAGCCUGGUUUGUCACUGUGCCAAUCUCUGGCCUGAUCAGUGCAGGCAUUAUGGCACUCUUCAAAUAUGCCAUCUUCCAGGUUUGAUCAUGCAACGUCAUACCACCUGCUAGCCAGAAUAGUCUCUCAGGACCAAAGAUCCACUGCACGUAGCCCAUCAGUGCAAACUCCAUGAGCUGCUAAGGACACAAGCAAAUCGCCUCCCUCCCAAUCCCUGCAAGACGGGCUGUGAAUAUACAUCUGGAAUAUGCAAUGUGCUCCCUCUGCAAGGGACGGGCAAGAUCUUUAACAAGGAGUAAGAUGUGGAUUUGAAGCAGGAUUAUCUAGCCUUCCCUUAGUGCUGUAAAACUGCUUUAAUGCUUUUUAGUAUACGAGAAGAAAAAAAUCAACCCAAUCUACCUGUAUACGUAUGCUGAUCAUUCCUCAGUAUUAAUGUUUCUGUAUAUAAAACCUGCUUGUAAGUCAGCCUUUUCUUUUCCAAUGUAAAUGUUUGCUCAUCUUGUUUAUAUCACCCAGGAGACUCUAAAAUGUUUAUUUCUCUCUUCUCCAUAUCACUUUUCACCACUGCUCUCUGUAGGCCUGCAGAUCAUUGCAUGGCUUGACAGUGGAAUGGUUGAGUGGAAAUUUACUACUUCAAACCAGGUCCAGAUACUUUAUCAAUGUGAAAUCUUAACCUAGAUUGCUCAUCUCAUCAGUGGGGAAAUCAUGUCCCAUUAUAGUUUCUUUUUUUUUUCUUUUUUUAUAUAUCAUAGCAGAAUCCAAAGUAUGUUUGUUCUGUUGCGGAUGUCCUGUCUUUGGGAUUUGGGGGUAUAGGGAUUCUUCCUUUCCCCUCUGUGAAGGUGCAGUUCUGGUUAUUCAGGAGACUUGUGAUAAUGCAAAUAAGGAUUUUUGUCCUGCAUAGUGUCCAUUUCACUAGUCUGUUUUCAUCUGUUACUGGUGAAGCAAAAAUAAAUCGCACUAAUUCCACCAUAUCGGUGUUCACUCGUCUGUGACCGCUUUCCAACUACCUAACAUUAUAUACAGUUCAGUAAAUGCAAUGGGAUGCAGGGAGAAAAGUCUUGUGUUUUUUAUAGAAAAUAUAUUAAUGCUGCUAAGUGUCAGACCAUGAAGAUACAGGAUUCUGUCUCGCUGUGUUUUUGAUGGGUUACACAAAAAAAAAUCAAAACCUUUUGCAUAAUGCUCUACACACAACUAUAUGCAGCCAAGUGUAUGCUUUUACAUGUGACCUAGCUCCACCAUGUGUGCAAACUAGUAUAAAUGUACUGCACUGGGUUUAGAGGUGAUGCAGAAAGCUAUGGUACCAAAAAAUGUUAAAGGGCAGAAAUUUUUUCUUUGGAACACCUUGCACUUGAUCUGAGGCAGGUAAGCUCCAUAGACCAAAGCAGGAUAGGGUAACUCUAUCCAAACAUAAAACAAUCUCUUGUAAUGUUGUCAUGGUUUUCUUGACGCACACAGUUCUAUAAAAAGACAUUGAGGCUGAUUUAAGAAAGUGGAGAAUCCUUUACCUAAUAAAAUUGGUAAUAAUUCA
Molecule: messenger RNA, 4069 nt
Organism: Rana temporaria (common frog)
Lineage: Eukaryota; Metazoa; Chordata; Amphibia; Anura; Ranidae
Gene: SLC20A1
Product: solute carrier family 20 member 1
Exons: 11
Coding region: 574-2628 (684 amino acids)
Biological process (GO): phosphate ion transmembrane transport
Cellular component (GO): membrane
Molecular function (GO): phosphate transmembrane transporter activity
Source: RefSeq, a predicted model, not a curated record